GACACGGAGCCAUCACAGGAGACACGCGUCCGUUCAGCAGGGAGCACCGAGGUUUCCCCCAUGGAAGCGGAAUGUCUCGCCCUGAGAGACCUCACCAGUCCGAGGAAAAGUUUCGCGGUGGUGACGGUGGAGGAGGGAGACCGGGCCGAGCAGAAGGAAAACAUCUGCACAGAGAGAAGGAGAUCCCCAGAGUCCUCCGUCCCUCCCCUGCUGACCCACAGAAGAGGGGCCGCAUGUGACCUGGCACAUCACAUCACCCCCAUCAAGCACGGCGCCCUGGCCGAGCCCUGGUCCCCCACGGCCAAUCUCAAGAUGCUGAUCAGCGCGGCGAGCCCGGACAUCAGGGACCGAGAGAUGAGGAAGGUGCUGUUCAGGCCCAUCGAGAACGAGAAGGAGAAGCCGGCGAGUCCAGAUACCGUGACGGAGGACAUGGAGGUGGAAGACUCCUGUCAAUUUGAAGCUGUGGAUGAAGAGGAUGAGGCCGAGAAAAAGCCGAGCAGGAAGCAGAAGAGUCUGGGUCUUCUGUGCCAAAAGUUCCUGGCCCUUUACCCCGAUUAUCCACCACCUGACAGCCCCAUCUGGAUCUCCCUGGACGAGGUGGCGACCAGUCUGGGAGUGGAAAGGCGGCGUAUUUAUGACAUCGUCAACGUGCUGGAGUCUCUGACCAUCGUCGGCCGCAUCGCCAAAAACAGCUACACCUGGUAUGGGCGCCAGCAGCUGGAGGCCACGCUGGAGGAGCUGCAGCGGAGGGGCCGGCAGCAGGGCUACCACCUCCAGAUGGAGCUGGCUGCAGAGCCCAGGGAGGCCGGGCCGGGGCGCGAGGAUGAGGGAGGGGACGUUGGCAACGCUGGUGGCAACAGGAAAGACAAGUCUCUGCGGAUCAUGAGCCAGAAGUUUGUCAUGCUGUUCCUGGUUUCCAAAACUCAGACUGUCACUCUGGAUGCAGCAGCAAAGAUCCUGAUUGAGGAGAGUCAAGACUCGUCCAGUCACAGCAAGUACAAAACCAAGGUGCGGCGACUGUACGAUAUCGCCAAUGUCCUGACCAGCCUGGGCCUCAUAAAGAAGGUGCAUGUCCGGGAGGAGAGAGGCAGGAAACCGGCCUUCAAGUGGCUCGGCCAGGUUGAAUUCAACAACUCUGGAAAUGGCGGAAGUACUUUCAACAUGGCAGCGGUCACUCCUGACGCCACACAGCCAAUAGCAGGGCAGGACCUCAGAAGAGCCAAGAUGGCACGCCACGCCUCCUUCAACAUCACGCCAAGGUCUGUGACCGUUCAGCGGCUGGUCAACUCCGCCCCCAGCAGCCCACGACCAGAGCUAUCGGGUCUGCCAAAUCAGCCUGUGGAUUAUUCCAGGAAGACUGCAGGCCUCAACGCAGUUUGUCGACUGCAGUUUGGAAACAGCUCAGAUAACCGUCCCAGUUUGGCAUUGCAGCCUCACACCCACAGCAGCCAUCAACCUCCGUCCUCCACCCAGUCCACCCGGCUGACACCUUCCCUCCAGCCCGAGUACCACUUCACCUCCACCUCCUCUCCCCACUGCUUGGCCUACCUGCCCAGCCUGUCGCAGCCGUCGGUGGUGAUGCUGUAUGGGCCGUUAGACAAGCCCCACCAGAUGCCCGAAGGUCAGAGAUCACCCGGGUUGGAGUCUGAGGAAGGGAGGAAGAGGCGGAGGAAGGAACGAGAGGAGGAGGAGGAUGCAGUGGUGAAAAAGAAGGGAAUGUCUGGAUUAGAGGAAUGUGACAAGGUGAGAGGUGAAGCUCGGAGGGAAGCAGAGGAGCGUUCCACCAGAACCUCAACGAGUCGCCCCACAGGCCCCGGCAGAGCAUCUGAUGAGGGUCUCUGUGACAGCAGCAGUGAGCCCCCCCAACCGUCACACUACCUCUACGUGCCCAACAAUGCAGGUCUGAACAGCCUCAACUUCUUCCUCUCUGCGGGCCAGAACCCGGCCAGUCUAGCACUUCCUUCCGGCGGUGUUCCCACCCUGGCGCUGCCCUACGUCCUGGUGCCCUCCUCCGCCCUCUCCCACUACCCCCUGGUGGCCGGCGGGCUACAGCAGCAAGGCUCGGACAGCCACGCCAAACUAAGCUUCAGUCUACCCGCAGUGAUGUCACCUGCCCACUUUACAGUAGGGGCGGCGCCUUACAGCCUGGCGCCGGCAGCCGCACCAGACAUUAGCUGGUCGCCGGUUCCAUCGCCGUCCACUCCGGAACAAAGCAAGCUGUACGGGUCAGCACUCUGCGCCCCACCUUCACCACAGGGACCCAGACAGCCGCUCAGCAUCAGCACAUCAGAACCACUGACUCCACAUACUCCAAAGGACGCCCCAGCGUCUGCUACCAAGGCCUUCUUCCAGACACCGGGCACCCUGGGAAGUGUAGUCAGCGCUGUUCCAGCUGCACGAAGAAGAGGCUCAGCACAGAGGAGGCUGGACAUCGGCCACCCAGCGACCACUUAA
Molecule: messenger RNA, 2454 nt
Organism: Limanda limanda (common dab)
Lineage: Eukaryota; Metazoa; Chordata; Actinopteri; Pleuronectiformes; Pleuronectidae
Gene: e2f7
Product: E2F transcription factor 7
Exons: 13
Coding region: 61-2454 (797 amino acids)
Biological process (GO): regulation of transcription by RNA polymerase II
Cellular component (GO): RNA polymerase II transcription regulator complex
Molecular function (GO): DNA-binding transcription factor activity, RNA polymerase II-specific; RNA polymerase II cis-regulatory region sequence-specific DNA binding
Source: RefSeq, a predicted model, not a curated record